Molecule: messenger RNA, 792 nt
Organism: Microthlaspi erraticum
Lineage: Eukaryota; Viridiplantae; Streptophyta; Magnoliopsida; Brassicales; Brassicaceae
Source: the annotation of a GenBank genome assembly
AUGGAAUCUGCGAAAGAGCGUGAUACUUUCGUUUACCUCGCUAAGAUUUCCGAGCAGGCUGAGCGAUACGAAGAAAUGGUGGAGUCGAUGAAAAACGUGGCGAGGUUGAACGUUGAUCUGACGGUGGAAGAGAGGAACUUGCUCUCCGUUGGGUACAAGAACGUGAUCGGUUCAAGGAGAGCUUCCUGGAGGAUUUUCUCGUCGAUCGAGCAGAAAGAAGCAGUGAAAGGGAACGAUGUGAAUGUAAAGAGGAUCAAAGAGUACAUGGAGAAGGUUGAGAUUGAGCUUUCAAACAUCUGCAUUGAUAUAAUGUCUGUGUUAGACGAGCAUCUGAUUCCAUCGGCUUCUGAGGGUGAAUCAACCGUCUUCUUCAACAAAAUGAAAGGUGACUAUUACCGUUAUCUUGCGGAAUUCAAAUCUGGCAAUGAGAGGAAAGAAGCUGCUGAUCAGUCUUUGAAAGCUUAUGAGAUUGCUACUACUGCUGCUGAGGCUAAGCUGCCUCCUACACAUCCUAUCAGAUUGGGACUGGCUUUGAAUUUCUCUGUCUUCUACUACGAGAUCAUGAGCGCACCUGAAAGGGCAUGUCACCUGGCUAAGCAGGCGUUUGAUGAAGCUAUCUCAGAGCUUGACACUCUCAACGAGGAGUCCUACAAAGAUAGCACCUUGAUUAUGCAACUCCUUAGGGACAAUCUGACCUUGUGGACCUCUGACAUCCCUGAAGAAGGAGGAGAUGAAGCCAAUAAGACAAACGGUUCUGCUAAACAUGGAGCAGGUGGAGACGAUGCAGAGUGA